Messenger RNA from Stylophora pistillata, 3965 nucleotides. RefSeq names its product putative N-acetylated-alpha-linked acidic dipeptidase. Gene Ontology annotation, molecular function: carboxypeptidase activity. NCBI's taxonomy places the organism in Eukaryota, Metazoa, Cnidaria, Anthozoa, Scleractinia, Pocilloporidae. The record is from RefSeq and is a predicted model, not a curated record.
AAUAGUCACAUACAUGUAAAAACUCACGUUAAAUCUAAAGUUCUGAUAAUUUCGUGCAAUGUUGGCUAAAUUUGCGAUAGCAUGCAUGAUCAGUCCCGCGAGAACUCACCAUCUGUGAGAAGGGGUGGUCGCAAAUUUCAAUUACAUUUGGCUUUCGUCAAACCAUGCAGCCUAAGUUCUUGUUGGAAAUUCCCAGCGUUAAUUGAAAUUUCUUUGAAUUUGGCUCCUAAGGCGUAAUCCGAUGGAUAAGCCUGACACUUCUUACCUGUUUGAUGCCAAAAUGGAGCUACACCCCGAAGAGGAAAGCUUUGCACAGCCAACGAUAAUUCUCAAAAAUAAAGGGGAAAAUCGGUGUAAUGUGGUUCGAGUUACAGCAGUUGUGGUGAUAAUCGGUGUUGUGGCUGCGGCAUUUAUUGGUGGGUACAUGGUACGCAGAACUGUAUCUAAAUGUAAAAAAGAAGGCAGUGGCGAUGUUCCGUCGUCCCCGGCUCCCUCACAAGUUCGACUGCAGGAAAUCUUGGAAGAAAUGUCUGCGGAGCAGAUCGAAGGGAACUUGAGAAAAUUGACGCUUCAUCCACAUCAUGCCAGCUCUAAGAGAAAUGAUGAACUAGCAGAUUGGAUCAAGGAUGAAUGGGAAAGUUUGGGGUUUGAGGUCAAGUUAAUCAGGUAUAAUGUUCUUCUUUCCUUCCCUGUGAAGGGGAAAAUAAAUGGAGCUAAACUUUAUGAUGGAAGUGGAAAAGUUCAGUUUCAAACUGCUGAGAAGGAGAAGGUCAUGGAGCCAUCUGAAGAAUCACCUGACGCAUUACCUCCUUUCAGUGGCUAUUCACCCACUGGCAAGGAAAAGGGUGACUUGAUGUAUGUCAAUUAUGGAAGACGUGAAGAUUUUGAAUUAUUGAGUAGUAGGAACAUCAGCUGUUUCGGGAAGAUUGUCAUCGCAAGAUACGGGCGUGUCUUCAGAGGUGACAAGGUAACCAAUGCACAGAACUGUGGAGCAAAAGCUAUCCUGAUAUACAAUGACCCUAGUGAUUUUGCACCUGUCUCAGACGAGGAUCUUUUUCCUCAUGGCUGGUGGCUGCCUAGGUCGGGUGUACAGCGUGGCUCAAUUCUCAUUGGCACCGGUGAUCCUCUCACUCCAAGAUAUCCUUCAAAAGAUGGUAUUUAUCGGAAGAGUUCGGAUGAAAUCAAAAUGCCACAUAUUCCUGCUCAUCCAAUUUCAGCCGAGGAUGCAGAACGCUUUCUGAGACUUCUUGGAGGGGAUGAGGCCCCGGAUGACUGGCAAGGUGGAUUACAUAUCACUUAUCGACUUGGACCGGGAUUUUCUAGUAAUUAUAGUGACUGGAAAGUGGAAGUGGAAACCAAUAACGAUCAUACAAAGAAGAACAUAACUAACGUCAUCGCUAUCUUAAAAGGAUCACUUGAACCAGGGUGGAGACCACGUCGAUCUAUUGUUCUCUGUAGUUGGGGAGGCGAAGAGUAUGGUCUCUUGGGAUCAACUGAGUGGGUUGAGGACAACGUUCACUUACUCUAUCAAAGAGCAGUGGCUUAUCUGAAUGUUGACUCUCCCAUGAGAGGUAACUACAGUCUUUUUGUCAGAGCAAGCCCCCUUUUGCACCAGGCUUUGUUUACUGCUACAAAACAGGUGAAAAAUCCUAUUGAUAUUAAACAAUCGGUUUAUGAAAACUGGCUGGAUAAAUUUCCUGCUGCUGAUGGACUGAAUCCAAAAGUUCCUCCUCUUGGCUCAGGCAGUGACUAUUCUCCAUUUUGUCAAAGAGCUGGAGUCCCUUCAGCGGAUAUCCGAUACGUUUUUGACAUGCACAACAUCUCCGCUUACCCAGCAUAUCAUACUAUCCAUGACACGUUCUACUAUGUCAAGACGUUUGUGGAUCCACAGUUUUCAACCCACUUGGCUAUCGCACGAGUAUGGGUCAGUACUGCAUUCCUAUUGGCUGAGACCCCUGUGCUGCCAAUCAACUGCUCGGACUACGCUGCUGCCCUUAAGAAAGGCUUUCGUGACAUAAAUACCAAAUAUGGAAAAACUCUUGAACAAAAAGGAAUUUCUCUUGGCAUUCAAUUUUCGCCCCCAGUCUCUACAACUCCUACGCAAGUGCCACGUUCCCAGGCCUUCACGAUGCCUUGGUUGAAGCGGUCAACAAUGGCCUGCAUAAUGGAACGUGGUCGGUGGUGAAAGAGGAGCUCUCAGAAACUAUUGUGGCCGUUGAAUGGGCAGCUCAGUUUUUGAAAUCAGAAGUUUAGGUAGUUGCUCCUUCAAAGGCCUAAAGUCUGUACCGGAAUUGUUACAUUAAAUUAACGUUACAAUGUAUACUUGAUAUUUAAAUCAUACUUUUUUUUUUUUUUUGUAAUUAUUAUUAUCAUUAUUUCGUACAUAAUAGCUUUAAUUGUGUAUAAUUGGGUUAAAAUUUCGUGAAUCAAGAGACAAACCAGAAAAGAGAAAAAUAUUAUUUCGGGAUCGUUUUAAAAGAUACCAACUUGAAAUUAUUCUUAUUUAUUUAGAAAUUUAUUUGUUUGAGAUUUAGUGUAUAAUUAUUAUCUUUUUAUUUAACAUAUAUUAUUGAGUCUAAUAUUAUUUUUAAUUUCUUUAGAGACAAAGCACAAUUUUAUCCGAAAUCACCAUUGAUGCUUUUUCAAAAAAAAUUUUUUAUGUCUCGCAAACUUUAUAUUCUACGCACAACUUUUCACAUUUUGUGUUCAUUUAUCAUUUAAAACUUACAUUUAAAAGCUACGGCAUUUAAGAGGACCAUUCACCCUUCCUUCUCUUUUUAUGUAACUUCGUCUGUUUGGUUUGGGUGUGAGCAGAAGUUUUUGUCUGUCGUUUUAGCUUAAAGGAAACACUAUUUUAAAUGAUUUGUGUUCGAAAAACGUACGUUAUUUUUUGUCAAUGAAUUUCGCCAAUUUUUUUAAUUAUUUCCCUUGAGUUACAUUUGUUGGGUUGCUUUUCACAUGAUUAGCACGUAGAAGUAUCUGAGCAACUAAGCGCCAACCCCUCCCAUCCCCUCAUCAGUUGACUGUCGUUGUGUUAAGGGAGGGGAAGGUGAGCAGUUGCUCUGAUACUGACAUUGAUUUGGAAGCCUACAGUGGCGGAUCUAGGGGAGGGGCACGAGGGAUUCCCCCCUUAUAUUGGGUAAAAAAAUUAACACAGAGGGAAGAAAAGCCGGGAGGGGAACACAUACAAACAAAAACGCACCCCGUCCCUCCCCUCCCCCUCUAGCUUAAGGUCUGGAUCUGCCACUGGCUUGUACUGAUGUGUAAGCACUCGAAAUCGACAUAGGUAUAUUCGCACUAAUGGAGCUCGUUAUUCACAUGGCAAAGGUUGCCUGGACAACUCCUAAUAUUCUUUCCUCAGACUCUGUCUGUUGGUCAUGGCAUAGUAAGUAGUAUCACAAAAAGAAAAGUAUCGCUGGUGCGAUUGUUGAAUGGUGAUCAGUGAUGGUUUGUGUUAGUAUCCAUGCGUCCAAGCAGAUAACUUAUUGAGAUCUGCCGUCUUUAUCAAGACUAUCAGUUUAUAGCGAUUCUCGAUUAAGGGGUGUUGUCUAAAACAAACUUGAUCAUAACAGCGAAUCGGAAGAAAGAAUAAACUUUUAAGAGCCAAUUAGGACUCAAAGUUAAAACAAGCAAACUGUCUAAAGCGCGGGAAAAUGCGGAUGACCAAGUCGUGCUUGUUUUUAGCUUUGCUUCUGCUUGGUUGAGAGAGUGGCUCGAGUUUUCUGGACCAAUUACAAACUGCCUAAAGCGUGGGAAAACGCUGGCGACCAAGUCGUGAUUGUUUUAGUUUUGCUUCCGAUAUGGCGCGAGUUUUCUGGACCAAUCAUAGAGCGAAGUUAUGCAAAACCAAGCAAUCACGGAUUACUUUCGAAACAGUUAAAAAUUACUCUAAAAAUAUGAAAAAAUAUACAUACCUCAACUAGCAAUAAUGUCAUAAGAAUUCAAUAAAUCUGCAUUGAACGGCC